Molecule: messenger RNA, 7362 nt
Organism: Cyanistes caeruleus (blue tit)
Lineage: Eukaryota; Metazoa; Chordata; Aves; Passeriformes; Paridae
Gene: PLCB2
Product: phospholipase C beta 2
Biological process (GO): G protein-coupled receptor signaling pathway; release of sequestered calcium ion into cytosol; phosphatidylinositol-mediated signaling
Cellular component (GO): cytoplasm
Molecular function (GO): phosphatidylinositol-4,5-bisphosphate phospholipase C activity; calcium ion binding
Source: RefSeq, a predicted model, not a curated record
AAAGGAAACGUUUGCAUCUCCAAACUGUUGCAGCAAGUGGCUGGUUGGCUGGUGGUGAAGGCAUGGGAGGAAAGCAAGGAGACAGAGGGAUGUGGGAUGAGUGUGCACUGUGUGAUGUGCCUUACAGGAGAGAGAAAAUAAAGGAUGGUUUGAAUAAACAAAUACUGUUUGAGUGCUGCUGUUCCUGCCUGCUCUGAUGUUGAAGCUCUCUGCAGAGGGCAGGACUGCUGCUCUAUCCUAUCGUGGCUCCAUCAGCCAUCUCUGCAUGCAAGGGACAGAGGCUCCCACAGAGCAAGGAGUGUGAAGUGGAAGAUAAGGAAAGCUGGGCUGGGCAAGAGGGAGGGAGCUGCAGCUUUUGUGACAACCUUUGUGCAAGUGGGGGUUUGGCCCUUGCUGUUGGGCAUCACAUGGCCUUGUAGGGCAGCCACCAGCUUGGGCACUGCUCUUCAUGCUGCUUGUGUUUGGUUGGGUGUUAAUUAUGAUUUCAUUAGUUAUUGAAUUAAGGCUUUAUUCUGUAGGGGAAGCUGAUCUUGAGCGACACGUGAGUUAAGCUGUAGCAGGAUUCUUGCUUACUUUCUUUGUGAGGCAGAGAAAGCUGAUGAAUAUCUGGGUGUGAGAGAAAGACAGAAGCAGCCUCUCAGUGAGGCCCUAGCAGGAAGGUUCUGGGAGGAAGCACUCUAUGUUCACAAAGCUGUGAUAAUUGAUAAUACCAGUCAAACUGCUGGAUCCAGUAGCUAUGACUGAUCUCACCUGCCCUUGGCAGUACCAGGUGGCAAAGCUCAUCCCACCUCUCACUGCUUUGGAGCUGUGACCUCCAGAGCCUUCCUGCAGUGCUGUGAGUGUUCCAGAGGCUGGGAGGACUGCAGCACCUCUGAGCAAGAUUGAUGCUCUCUAUUCUCUCCAUUGCUGCUCCCUAAUUUAAAGGGAAACAGCCCUGAAGCUGCCCUGGCCUUGCAGAAGAGACCAGGCAAGUUUAGAGAACUUUCAGUCCUCCCUACACCCUUUGUCAUCUUCUGCUUCUCUGCUUGGGAGUAGCCACUUUCCCUGAGAGUGGGAUCUUGGUGAAACUGGCUUAGCUGGGCCUGGAAUAUCCCAGUGACCCUAAGGAAAGAGAGCUAACAGCCUUCUGUUGGAUAGCCAGUUCCUGUAAGUGCAAGAUUGAUAAGUGCAGAAAAUGCCAUGGUAGCUGGAAUUGUAGAAGCUCUCUUAUUCCCAGGUUUUUUUUGGCAGGUAAAUCCCUUGAAAGACAAAGGAUGUUGGGUUUGCUCAGAGUUCUCUUUUCCUGCAGCAGGGAGCUCUGAUUCCUGCCUUUAUUUAUUUUUAAGUUGGAGCACUUGCUGGAGUUCCACUUAAUCUCUCCUGCCUCUUGCCGCUAACACCUGAGAAUGCCCUUAGGAUUCCUUCAGUGACCAAACCCCAGCUGUCCAGGCUGCUUCGAAGUGCCAGACUUAUCAGGGCUGGGCAGAAAGGAAGGAACAAAACAUGCAGUUGGCUCCCCUUGCACAGUGAGGGGGUUUGUUCCCCCUUCUUAGAGAGUCUGUGCUACUUUUGCCAGCAGCUUGUUCCUCUUGAGCAAUGGUAACCUUGGCUUUGAUAGGAGAUGAGGAUGACAUCCCACCAUGUGCCUGGGAAUCCACAGCAAUCAUAGCACAGUUAUUUCCACUUGUAAUUAGUUGUGAGGCUCUGUCUCUGACGAAAAUUGAUCUUGCCCAUGUCAGGCUGUUUCAUAAGCUGCUCUCCAGGUUAGCCAGUGCCUGUCAGCCAGUGGAGCUCCUUUCCUCCUCUGCUGCCCACAUGGAAUUCCUUCAUUCCAAGAUCAGGAGCAGAGACUUGUUUUGGCUCUGCUUGCCUUUAACCUGUUCUGGUUUUGGUCACCUGCCUGCUGCUUUGUCACUAUAAUCCCCACCUUGCCCACCUCUCCUGUUCUGUGUCCCACGUAUCUGCCGCAAAGCCAAGUGACUCUGCGGAAGAGCACAGUUCCUUGAGACUCUGGGAAUGUUUUAUUUCAGCUGGGGAAUUUCCAGCUGCCCUGCUGGUCUGUCUCACUUUGAGGAUGACAUUCAGAAGAGCCCAUAAGAGAAAGGAAAACUUAAGACUGGACAGUGCAGUGCGUGGCCUCAGAAAUGGAAUCUGUCCAGAGCAAGGAAUGAGUUUGCUUCCUGGGACAUCUGGCCUGUUGCAUGAAGGGGGCAGUCUGCUUGUGUAGCCAGAGCUGAGCUGUUCUGUAACCACAGCUGCUGAAGCAGUUGGAGCAUUUCUGGCAAUGCCUGUAGUUCGUCAAGAGAGCAUUUAAGGAAGUUGAGUUGCGGAAGUUCACCGAGCCGGGUGCCUCACCAGCACAGCUCCAAGGAGUGGAUCCCUCCCGGAGGGGCGGUGGGUGUUCGUGCCCACAAGCAGCCCAGCCAUCGCCAGCCUUCCUCUGGGUGACCUUGGGUGAGGCUCUGCUUGCCUGGAGAGCAGCUGAUUUACAAUGCAGAUUCAUCGCUCCUCGCCUGCCUGUCCCUGCCCCUCCUAAAUUGGGCUGGGAUAUAAGAGGUUGUUUGCUCUCCGAUGCCAACAGUGGCCAUGGCAGAACGCCCUGCCACGUGAGAGGCAGAGAUAGAGGAGAGGGGGCUAAGGAGGAGUGAACUGUGCAGCUGCUCUUGCUUCUGGUAGCUGAGGAGCACAUCUGCAGGACCAUGUCUCUGCUGAACCCUGUCCUGCAGCCCAUGGAGGUGAAGGAGUACCUGUGCAAGGGUGACCGCUUCAUCAAAUGGGAUGAUGAAACAUCAAAUGCUUCUCCUGUGAUUCUCCGAGUGGAUCCCCAGGGCUUUUACGUGUACUGGACCCAUCAGAGCACGGAAAGGGAAAUUCUGGAUAUCACCAGCAUCCGAGACACCCGAGCAGGGAGAUUUGCCAAAAUGCCAAAGUCCCUGAAGCUCCGAGAGGUUUUUAACUUGGAUCACCCUUGCAGCACCUUCCUGCUGAAGACCCUGACAAUCGUAUCUGGCCCUGACAUGGUUGACCUCACUUUCCAUAACUUUGUGUCUUACAAGGAGAAUAUUUCCAAGGACUGGGCUGAGGAUAUUAUGGCCAUUGCCCGGAAUCCCCUCACGUACAACGCUCCCCGCUACACAUUCCUAGAGAAAAUUCUAGUGAAGCUGAAGUUGCAACUGAAUGAAGAGGGAAAGAUUCCUGUCCGGAAUAUUUUUCAGAUGUUCCCUGCAGACAAGAAGAGGGUGGAAGAAGCAUUAAGUGCUUGUCACCUACCAAAUGGCAAGAAUGAUGCCAUCAACCCCGAGGACUUUCCCGAGCCAGUGUACAAGACGUUCCUCAUGAAUCUGUGUCCACGGCCUGAGAUUGAUGAGAUAUUUACCUCACACCAUCUAAAAGCAAAGCCCUACAUGACCAAAGAGCACCUGGCAAAGUUCAUCAACAAGAAGCAGCGAGACACCCGCCUCAAUGACAUCCUCUUCCCACCAGCCAAACCCGAGCAGGUGCAGAGCCUGAUAGAGAAAUAUGAGCCCAGUGCGUUUAACAUCCAGAGAGGGCAGCUGUCUCCGGAGGGGAUGGUCUGGUUCCUCUGUGGCCCCGAGAACAACCUGAUAGUGCUGGACAAGCUGAUGCUGUACCAGGACAUGACCCAGCCGCUCUCGCACUACUACAUCAAUUCCUCUCACAACACCUAUCUGACAGCUGGGCAGUUUUCUGGGACAUCUUCUCCGGAAAUGUACCGCCAGACGCUGCUGGCCGGCUGCCGCUGCGUGGAGCUGGACUGCUGGAAGGGCCGGCCCCCGGACGAGGAGCCCAUCAUCACCCACGGCUUCACCAUGACAACUGAGAUCCUCUUCAAGGAUGCCAUCGAGGCCAUUGCAGAAAGUGCUUUUAAAACAUCUCCAUACCCUGUGAUCCUGUCCUUCGAGAACCACGUGGACUCGCCCAAGCAGCAGGCAAAGAUGGCCGAGUACUGCCGAACCAUUUUUGGAGACAUGCUGCUGACAGAGCCACUGGAGAAGUACCCGCUGAAGCCAGGAGUUCCUCUGCCAAGUCCUAAGGAUCUUUUAAGGAAAAUCUUGAUUAAAAACAAGAAGAACCAAUCUAUGUCUGGGAAGAGGCAGAACUCUUUGAAGAAAGGGAGGAAUGUGGAACCAGAAACCACUGAGCAGCCAACCUCUGUGGAUGCUGAAGAUACUGUCUGGGCAGGUGAUGUGGCUGAAGAGGAGCCAGAGGAAGAGGAUGAACAGCUCAGAAACCUGGAUGAAGAGGAAAUCAAAAAGAUGCAGUCAGAUGAGGGCACAGCUGGCCUGGAAGUGACGGCGUACGAGGAGAUGUCCAGCCUGGUUAACUACAUACAGCCCAUCAAAUUCAACUCCUUCGAGCUCUCUGCCAAGAAGAACCGGAGUUACGUCAUCUCUUCCUUCACCGAGAUGAAGGCUUACGAUCUACUGAGCAAGUUCCCCAUGCAGUUUGUAGAAUACAACAAGUGGCAGAUGAGCCGCAUUUACCCCAAAGGCACCCGCAUGGACUCCUCCAAUUACCAGCCCCAGAUGUUCUGGAAUGUCGGCUGUCAGAUGGUGGCACUCAACUUCCAGACCAUGGAUGUCCCCAUGCAGCAGAACAUGGCCCUGUUUGAGUUCAAUGGGCACUGUGGAUACCUGCUCAAGCACGAGUUCAUGCGGCGCCCUGAUAAGCAGUUUGACCCCUUCUCUGUGGACCACAUCGAUGGGCUGGUGGCCACCACUGUCUGUGUCACGGUGCUCUCUGGCCAGUUCCUCUCAGACCGCAGUGUGAAGACCUACGUGGAAGUGGAGCUCCUUGGGCUGCCAAGGGAUGCCAAACGCAAACACAGAACCAAACUGACGUCCACAGCCAACUCCAUUAACCCUGUGUGGAAAGAGGAGGCUUUUGUUUUUGAAAAGAUCAUGAUGCCCGAGUUGGCAUCUCUCAAAAUUGUGGCUUGGGAAGAAGGAGGGAAGUUCAUUGGCCAGCGUAUCAUUCCCAUCAUCGCAAUGCACCCAGGCUACCACCACGUGUGCCUGCGCAGCGAGAGCAACAUGCCGCUCACCUUGCCCGCCCUCUUCGUGUUCCUGGAGAUCAAGGACUAUGUGCCGGAUGCUUGGGCAGAUCUCACUAUUGCCCUUUCCAACCCCAUCAAGUUCUUCAGCCUGCAGGACAAAUGCUUGGUGAAGCUCAAGGAUACCUCAGAGGAGAGGCCUGGCACACAGACAAACCUCUCAUCUGCUGAGACUAAUGGGGUGGCAGGCUCCACUAGGAAACCCAGUGUUCCUCCCUCUAAUGGCUCCACAGGAGCAGCAGUGCUCAUCAAGGAUGAAGCUGUGUUAGAAGUAAUGCAGAUGGCAGAGCCCGAGACAAUCACCCUUGCUGAGCUGCAGCAGAAGAAGCGCUUCCUGAAGCUGCUGAAGAGGCAAGAGAAGGAGCUGAGGGAGCUGGAGCGGAAGGGAAGCAAACAGAGGGAGGAGCUGCUGCAGAAAUACUCGGCGCUCUUUUCAGAGCUGGCCUGCCCUGGGGGCAAGAAAAGGACAGUGCGCACAAGGAAAACCCAGAAGAAGAGGAGUGUGACCCCAAGUGAUGCUGGUAGCAGUGCAAAUCCUGUAAAAGCCACAGAGAGCAUCGACUGCCACUGGCUUGUGGAGCUGAGGGAGAGGCUGGAGAUGGACCUCAUCCACCUUGGGGAGGAGCACCACAAUCGGAUCCGAAGGAAGAAAGAGCAGCAUGCUACUGAGCAAGUUGCCAGGAUCCUGGAGCUGGCCAGGGAGAAGCAGGCAGCUGAGCUGCAGGUGCUGAAGGACACGUCGGAAAGCAACAUUAAAGACAUUAAGAAGAGGAUGGAGGCAAAGAGAGUGGAGAGGGUCCAGGCCAUGCUGAGGAAUACCAGUGACAAGGCUGCGCAGGAGAGGUUGAAGAAAGAAAUUAACAACUCCCACAUUCAGGAAGUGGUGCAGACAGUCAAAAGGGUGACAGAGAAGACUGACAGAUACCAGCAGAAACUGGAGGAGAAGCAGGCAGCAAGGCUUCAGUCUAUCAAGGAGAGAGAAGGCCAGCUCCAGCAGCAGGUACAGGUGGAAUAUGAGGAGAAGCUGAGAGCUCUGAACAUGGAGGUUCAGGAGAUGGUGAAGAACUACACCAAAGCCAGCUUUCCUGGAGAGCCACAGACUGGGAAGGAAGCAGGUCAGAGCAUUCCUGAGGGAGAACAAGGCUCUACAGAUCAACUGGAAGCAAAUAUCCCAGUGGCAGAGAUGUCUAGGCUUACACUGGCAAUGACUGAGCCUGCAGGAGCUGGAAUGGAUGUGGAGAUAGAAGAGAGCAUAUUCUGAGAUUGGGUCCCUUCCUUACUGUUCAUUGUAAGAAGGUGUAUGGUGAAAGUAACAACCAGUUUCACAAACUACUGCCAUCCCUUUCCAUUCUGGGGAGCUCCUGAAAUCCUUCAGGAAUGUACUACAUUUUCCCAGAUAUCUGGAAGCAGUCUGGAGAGCUCACCCUUCAGAGUACUUUACUCUGUCUUUCCCAGCCUGAGUUCUGAGGUAUUUCAGCAGUGGGAAAGUGCCUGCAGACCAGCUCCCUGUUGGCAUCACAGCAGCAGCUACAGGAAUAUUUACUUUGCAUUCCUCAUCGUUCCUCACAUGUAUCCCUUCACACCAGUCCAACUCCUCCUAACAUCUUCCACACGGUUCAGUGAAACAGCAAUAAACAAACCAAACAAAAACCCUAAACACUGAUACAAAGAGACACCACAGGUGGGGAUGGGGGUGGAAGGUGGGUUCAAUCACAGCAAACCACACCAGGCUAUGCAUCCUACAGGAAAACAGUUACACAUGAAGCUGCAUUAAUUAAGGAUUACAAAUGCUGCUAAAACCAAACCAAACCCCAGGUCAAGUAGGUAUGAGACAGCAUGUUCCAAGCCUAGUCUGAGCACCCAAGAGUCCACAUCUCCCCUGUGAUGUCAUCAGAGUACUGGAAUUAUGGAUUGUACAUUUCUGAGCUAUUUAUUUUCUAAAAAAAAUUAAAACAUUGCUGUUCUUAAACAACUGGGUCACUUGUCACUUAGCUGCAGUUAGUGUGUCCAAUAUCUGGUCGCGAGUCUUGAUGUCUGUGUCCAGGUGUGUACAUGUACAUCUGCACAUGUCCUUGCUUGUGUGCCAGGCUGUCUGUCCAUUUGUAUGUCCAUAUGUGUGUCAUCCCUGCCUCAGUGUGUCUGUGUCCAUCUAUCCAGCUGUGUCUGUAUUUCUCUGUGCCUGAGCGUGUGUUUGUGUCUGUCUGUAUCAGUGCAUCUCUAUGUGUCCAUGUCUGUGAGCACGUGUGUCUGUAUGUCUGUGUCUCUGUAUCCAGGAGUGUGUGUCCAUGUGUCUGUCCAUGUCCUUGUGU